AUGCCUCCUUCCGUUUUCUCUUCAAGUGAAAAGACAUUAAUCAAGUCCGUGUUCCCCUCCUCAUCAUACAAAAUUAUCACGGUUUCGCCCGCUCGUAUCUAUGCGGCUUAUCCGACACCUGACCGAUGGUAUUACCUUGGCGUAGAAGGGGCACUAGCAUUCGUAAGAGACGCGAAAAAUACAUUUCAUUUCAAACUGGUUGAUCUUGCAUCAACAGGCACUAUAUCUUGGGAUCACGAAUUGUAUGAUGACUUUUACUUCUAUGAAGACAAACCGUACUUCCACACAUUUGCAGGGGACCAUUGCAUGCUCGGACUGUGUUAUGCAGACGAAUCAAGCGCAGAGCAAAUGUAUAAGAAAGUUUCUAAUCGUUCUAAAUAUAUGAAGUCUUCUUCUGGCUUGUCUGGAUUCGGUCUUGCAAAAAAGCUGACCAAUUUUAUGAGCUCGUCCUCAUCUGACGACAGAAAAAGCAAAUCUCAUGUCUCAGAAGAUACCAAAUUGGAAGCAGGUCUAGUCGCUCAGCUGAGUAACAUGGGUGUUUCCGAAUCAGAUAUUCGAAGCAACGAAGGAUUUAUUCGAGACUUUUUGGGCCAUGGAGCUGGGAAUGCAGCCUCGGCAGCUGAGGGAUACACCGGAAGACUUCCCCCGCCUAUCACCGAUACGCUUUCUAUGCGCCAUGCACCACCUCCGCCCCCAUCUGCAGCGUCUACGAGUUCCUCAGCUGCUGUACCAAGACUUCCGACGCGUAAUGUGUCCAGUACAGCGGUCCCUCCUCCAACUCCGCCCAUCAGCACUCGUCCCUCUUUGCCUCCUGCACCGCCUGCACGUCCGAGUGCUGGGACAAGUACAGCUCCGCCGCCGCCACCACCACCGCCAGUUGGCGGACGCAUUCCUCCUGCUGUCCCAUCUCGUCCUUCUUUAGGGGGACGUGGUCCACCGCCCCCUCCGCCUACGCGUCCUUCCGCAGUUGUUGGGGUACCACCAGCACCACCAGCACCACCAGCGCCACCAGCGCCACCAGCACCACCAGCACCACCAGCGCCACCAGCACCACCAACGCCAUCAGCACCACCAGCACCACCAGCACCACCAGCACCAUCUUGUGCUCCUAGUGGUGUGUCUGGGCUUCCACCUCCUCAGCCUGGUCGCGAUGCAUUGCUUGCUAGUAUUCAAGGAAAGAGUGUGAAGGACCUGAAAAAGACGGACUCUUCCGUACCGUCACCCAUACCCACAGGUGGUUCACCUCAAUCUUCUACGAACACAGGCACAAAUGGCGGUGGAAUGGAUCUUGCUAGUGCCUUAUCUUCGGCUCUGAACAAGCGCAAAGACAACAUGGGUAGAUCGGAUGGAGAAGAGAGCGAUGAUGAUUGGUGA
Molecule: messenger RNA, 1374 nt
Organism: Malassezia restricta
Lineage: Eukaryota; Fungi; Basidiomycota; Malasseziomycetes; Malasseziales; Malasseziaceae
Product: Wiskott-Aldrich syndrome protein
Exons: 1
Coding region: 1-1374 (457 amino acids)
Molecular function (GO): actin binding
Source: RefSeq, a predicted model, not a curated record